This is a messenger RNA of Sus scrofa (pig), 497 nucleotides long. It is a transcript of the gene HBE1, whose product is annotated as hemoglobin subunit epsilon 1. Gene Ontology annotation, molecular function: peroxidase activity; heme binding; oxygen carrier activity. The record is from RefSeq and is marked provisional. Gene Ontology annotation, cellular component: blood microparticle; hemoglobin complex; haptoglobin-hemoglobin complex. NCBI's taxonomy places the organism in Eukaryota, Metazoa, Chordata, Mammalia, Artiodactyla, Suidae. Gene Ontology annotation, biological process: hydrogen peroxide catabolic process; oxygen transport.
AGACUUGCUUCUGACGCUUCAGUGAGCACCUGCAAGCUCCAAGACCUGACACCAUGGUGCAUUUUACUGCUGAGGAGAAGUCUGUGAUCACUGGCCUGUGGGGCAAAGUGAAUGUGGAAGAGACUGGAGGCGAGGCUGUGGGCAGGCUCCUGGUGGUCUACCCUUGGACCCAGAGGUUCUUUGACAGCUUUGGCAACAUGUCCUCGCCCUCCGCCAUCAUGGGAAACCCCAAGGUCAAGGCCCACGGCAAGAAGGUGCUGACCUCCUUCGGAGACGCGGUCAAGAACAUGGACAACCUCAAGGGCACCUUUGCGAAGCUGAGUGAGCUGCACUGUGACAAGCUGCAUGUGGAUCCUGAGAACUUCAGGCUCCUGGGCAACAUGAUAGUGAUUAUUCUGGCUUCUCACUUUGGCGGAGAGUUCACCCCUGAAGUGCAGGCUGCAUGGCAGAAGCUGGUGGCUGGUGUUGCCACUGCUCUGGCCCACAAGUACCACUGA